This is a messenger RNA of Paramecium octaurelia, 223 nucleotides long. NCBI's taxonomy places the organism in Eukaryota, Ciliophora, Oligohymenophorea, Peniculida, Parameciidae. The record is from the annotation of a GenBank genome assembly.
GCCAUCUAUUUGAUUUGAUUUUUAGAAAUGGGAGAGUUUUCAGACUUUUCUAUAGAAAAUUAUUGAAGUUUAUUGAUUCAAUUAAAUUAAACAAAAAAUGAAUGAAAACUGCUUAAUCAGCCAUUAUGGGGAUCCAUCAAAGAAAAUUAAAAAGAUUUAGCAAUUUUAUAAAUACGAUUUAAAUAUCUCAAAUAAUAUUAGAAUUCACAUAGGUUGAUAACGC